Molecule: messenger RNA, 6237 nt
Organism: Cladocopium goreaui
Lineage: Eukaryota; Dinophyceae; Suessiales; Symbiodiniaceae
Source: the annotation of a GenBank genome assembly
GCCUUGAACCCAGCAGCCGCUUCUGCAUUGUGGCCAAACUUGAAGGUAUCCGAGGGCCAACGGGUGGUACCAUUUUUGCUGGUGGCCCCAAUCUGCCCAUGGAUUUGCAGACCAAGUUGGCCACACUACUUCAACAGCAUGGAGUUCCCGCUGAAGCAGUUCCUGAGCGAGUACAACAAGUCACCUUGAAAUUGGGUGUGUCCUCUAUCAAAGAAGCCUUUGAAGCCAAGAACUGCUGGGCCUACUUGAAGGCCAUAGCAAGCCGCCCUUCCAUCUCCAUGCGGUUGGUCCUCCCGGACGAGCUCUCCCGACAUGUGGCUGCGACUGCAGCCACCAAGUUUGGAGCCCAGGUGACCCAGGCCAAGCAAAAGAAGAAAAAACAGGAGCACAAGGCACCUCCUCGACCACUCAACCCUGAUCCCGAACAGUUGGUCUUGGCGCACACCAGCUUCCAAGAUCCUGAUGGUGAUGUGGUCGAACAGAUCCCUUUCAAUGACGUUGAGGCUGAAGCCACUGGGGUUGCCAUUUGCACAUUGGCACAGGCAUAUCACUUCAUGCAAUCAAAACAAUCCAUCAGUACAAGACCGUUGGCGAUCCUCACUACGGAAAGGCCACCCAAAGAGUACAUGGAGGAGCACUGUCUCACUGAAAUCUCCUUUGCGGCCAAGUACACAGGCACUGGUGAACCAAUUCUCAUCUUUGGAGCCCUCAAAAACUUGGGAGACAUUGAGCUCACUCGUCACAUUCCUGGUGCUGCUGAACAACCGUCUUUGGUGUCAACACAAGUCAUCAAAGUCCAGGUCUUUCGAGAUGAAUACCAAGGCGAUUGGCAACUCCUGGCACAAUCCCCAGUACGAGCUCUAUGCCAAGCUGUCCCUCUUCUCCAGCUUUGCCCAGGCAAAGACUGUGGCUCUGACUGCCCAAAGUCCCAUGCUGCCGUUGAUGAAGAGCUUGCACAGAUCUUCGGUGUCUUCCUGCGCAUACCUGAGUCCAUCUUGGACACGCUCCUGCAGAGUGGUACUCCAGGCAUUUACUUUGAACCAAGAUCAGCUGUCACCAAAGGCCAUGAUGAACGAUAUCGGGUGAUUUGGCUAUCAGCCCGAACCUAUGAUGAAGCCAUUCACACAUGCCGUACCAACAUUCAUGCCCUUGGACUUGUUCGAAUGAAGCGCAAGUAUGGCAUUCGGGUCAUGGCUGAACAUGAAGAGCAGACCUUCAAGCAGAUUAAGCCUGACGCCACAUGGGUCAAUGCCCAAGUGCAACGCAUUUUCCAACUCUUUCCUUUGCCACAUGGACUUCAACGAGGUGGUGUGAUUAAGCUCCUCAAAGAUCAUGACUGGGCCGUCAAACCCCUCCAGCCUGGCAAAGGCAGUGCCGAUGCUAUGUCUUGGCAAGUCGGGGCCGCUACCCCACCACCAAGUGACAUCAUCACUGGCUUUGGGAAAGAAAUCCUGAUCACUGAGAUUACCCGUGAGGGCAAACCAGUUCCACCACCCAAAUUGGUGGCAUCGGCCAAGACCCAACAGCACCUGCGGGCUGAAGCAUCGGCUCCUUCCUCAGCCUCAACUGCAGCACCUGCAGGCGAUCCUUGGAUGCUCCCUGGACGUGACCCAUGGAAGCCCACUGCGAUGCCCAAGAACCCAAAUCAAGGUAAGAGCCAACUCAAGGAGGUCACUGGCAACUUGAAAGAUGAGCUUGCGGCAGCCAUGGAUCAGAAGUUUGCCGAACUUCAAUUGGAUGCCAAGCACCAAGAGCCAGAUGGGUUUGCCGAGCACAAGGCUGACAGUCUCCAGAGGUUUGCCAAGCUUGAGACCUCACUGGGGGAGAUGCAAGCUCAGCAACUUCAGUUUUCAGGAUGGUUCACCAAUCUUCACCAGCAAGCUCAACUGGCUGAGACCUCAAUCCAGGGCAUUCAAUACACUUUGAAUACCCACCAAGCUGAACUCCAAGGGCUGCAUCAGGACAUCAAAGGGGUGUCGGAACAGGUGGGACAAGCUGUACACUCAGCAUUGCAGAACCACAAAGCGGAAGUGUCUCACGAUCUUGACACACGUUUCGAUCGUUUGGAAGCCCUGUUCAGCAACAAGAAGCACAGGAUGACUGCGAAUUUCGGUCGGGGGCCGGCCAAGCAAAAAUUGGAAUCUGGAAUGCACCAGCCCAACAAGAUGGAAGCUCUGGCUGUAUCUCAAGGGGCUGGCAUUUGGACUUAUGCAGAAACCCAACUUUCAGCCUUCACUCAAGUUUCUUCAAGUAAGGCACUGAAGUUUGCGGCUCGUCAGGACAACCGCUUGCUGAGAACAUACUUCAGCGCCCCAGCACCUUUGAGAAGAAGAGUCUUGGCGACACAACAUCAGAUUGGGCACCACAGUGUCACAGUGGUAUCCCUCUAUGGUCUUCCACGUGGGCCAACAUGGCCCCAAGCAACCUCUUUGAUGAAUGACAUUCUGGCGUUUCUCACCAAGACCUUCAUUUAUGGACAUUCUGGAUUGGUUGCAAUUUGUGGGGACUUCAACUUUAGUCCCCACGAGUUGGAGCACUUCCACCUCUGGCGUGCGGCUGGGUGGCAAUCUGCUCAGGACAUGGCCAGCAUGCCAUGGGGCCACCAAUGGCAACCUACCUGCAAAGGGGCCACUGAACGAGACUUGAUCUGGCUGUCACCGGCGGCUCAGACACUCUGCAAUGAAGUUCACAUUGAAGACCUCUUUGCAGAUCACAGUUCGGUUUCAGUGACGCUUGCAAUUUCAGAAGCACCAGCCUCCGUUUUGACAUGGCCCAGACCACAAGAGAUUUCAUGGGAUCAGGUUGAAGUUGAUCAAUGGCAUGAACAUUGCUGGAGUUGCAACAUGGUGGAAUCAGAAGAUGCAACAGACUUCAUGGCCAAGUUUUCACGUAGCAUGGAAACUACACUUGCUGGCUUUGUUGGGCCCUUCGGGGGUUCACUCCCAGUGGCACAGCGGGGCAGAUCACAGCGUCUCAAACCUGAAAAGCAACAGCUGCACCCGCGUUCUUGCAAAGCUAGUCGUCCAGGUGAAGUGGAAUUGAAACAUGAUUUGGUUGGAACUGCCUGCUUGCAAUGGUUCAGACAGCUUCGGCGAUUGCAGUCCUACUGCCACUCGAUCAAGGCAGGAAAACAACAUCAAGAAGCACUCCAUUACAGAGCUGCUUUAUGGACUUCAAUACGAAAAGCUGCAGGGUUUCAGCCGAACUUCAUUGACUGGUGGGAUCAACAAGAAUUUCAACCAGUUACAGGGCCACUUCCCCCUCAUCCACCAGAUGCUGUUUUGGCUUCCAUGAUUUUUGAUGCUUUUCACCAUGCAUUUCGAGCUUUUGAAAGGUGGCAUCUCUCACAGAAGAAUCGACUGAUCCAGGCGAAGUAUGACAAAUCUCAUGCGGCCGUCUUCAAGGACCUUCGCGACCCAGCACCAGACCAAAUUGAUAGCCUUUGGACUUCCAAGGACUUCACCGUCCUUGCUGUUAGACCUGGCUCCAAAGCAGUCCUGUUAGGCGCCCCAGUUUUUCCUUUAGAAAGACCGGCAUGGUAUCACAACGGUUGUGGGCUUUCCGUUGCUGGAUAUCAAGAUGAAAUGCUGGUUUUUAGCCAAUGGCCUGAGUUAGAAGUUGGAGAUGUCAUCACACUUUGUUCCCACACCAGCUCGGAUGCAGAAGUACAUGAAAAGCUAAUGGCACUCUGGAAGCCACGCUGGCAACAACUUCAUGCAGUAGAUCCAGACCACUGGACUCGCAUUAUCAACUUCAUCCAAGGCUACAUGCCCAGUUUUGAAUUCGUUUUGCCGGACAUCACACCGGCUCAGUGGAUGCGGACUGUGAAACGUUUCAAGCCAACCGCCGCCAGAGGCGCAGAUGGAUAUGCCAAGCAGGAUCUUUUGUACAUGUCACCUGCUCAUGUCCAAAAUUUACUUCAGUUUUUGAUGCGCAUUGAACUUGAAGGCCAAGCUUGGCCACAGCAAUUGACAGAAGGCAUUGUUUUGGCGCUUGCCAAGCACAGUGAAGCUCAUGAAGCUGGGUCUUAUCGGCCCAUCGUUCUCUUCAGUAUCAUCUAUCGCUGCUGGGGCUCACUCCGUUCCAGGCAGCUCUUGCGGAUGAUCGAGAGCUUUGUUCACUCAGUGCACAACCACCUGAGCGCCGCAUUGACCUCUGACAUUGGUUUUGCAGAAGGUGAUCCCUUGAGCGUGCCGGCAAUGGCAAUUCUUGACUGGGCGCUCCAUGUGUACCAGGCACAUUUGCGCUGGACGCGACUGCGCAUUUCCAAAGCGCCAUUGGUGCAAAAGUUGAUGUGCAUCCCAAUGGUCUUCUGGGCAUCGGCUCUACAUGGAGCUCUGGGAUGCGUCUUUGCAGAUGGACAUAUCCACCAACUUCGCAAGAAGGCCGUGGCAGCGCUUGGAUUGAAGAUCGGUUUUUACCAUUUGCGUCAUUGUGUUUUUGAUUUCCGACGAAUCUGCGACAAAACACCUGAUCUGCUGGUGCAAUGGCGAACCUUCAUGGCACACUUUACAGGUAGGAAGUUGACUGGGCCAUUCUACAAGAUAGUUGAUCUUUUCAGCAUGCUUGGCUGGUCCAUUGGCAUGCCACCCUUGUUCACCGACCAUGAUGGUUUUGUCCACAACUUGCUCCAGCUCCCCAAUGCCGCUCUUGAGUUGUUGCUGCAUGAUGCAUGGCUACAGUAUGUAGCACACCAGGUGACAUACCGCCGAACCAUGCAUGACCUUGCUGGCCUGCGCAAGGAACUGACAUUUCUGGAUCGGAGUCACAUGACUCCACAGGAAUUGGGACGCACUAUGGCUUUGCAAUCAGGUGCUUUUAUUUCCGAUUGGAGCCAUGCCAAGUUUGACCCAACCAAGACUUCGAUUUGCUCUAGAUGCCUGGUCCCAAACACAUUGCCUCAUUGGUUUCGAUGCCCAAUGUUUGAUGCUGUCCGUGCACAGAUGCAGGAAACAUUUGACUGGCUCAAUGAGCUCCCAGACUGUAUGGUACACCAUUUAUUGGUGCCGAGAUGUCGCUUUGAGCUGGACUUUAAAGCCUACCUCUUGCACAUCGAGGACAACACUGGUUGCUUUCACUCUACGCCAGGAGAGGGGGUUCAAAACUUGUUUUCUGAUGGCUCCUUUUUUUCUGAUAAUCCCAAAUAUGUUGGGGUAGGGGCUUGGUCUUUAGUCAAUGCAACUACUGGCUGCAUCAUUGGCACUGGGCACCUACAUGGACUGGUGCAAUCGAUCUCACGAGCUGAGCUCUGCGGUGCUUUGGCGGCGAUCAAGUGGGCCUCUCACUAUCAAGUGGCAGUGCACCUUUGGAGCGACUCCAAGUAUACAGUAGAUGGCAUCAAAGCCCUCUUGGACGGCCAAUGGCAUGUUCAUGCUUCUCUGUGCGAAAACCAUGACCUUUGGCGCCAACUUGCUGACCUUUUGAUUGACUUGCCGGACGGCCUCUUUCAGGUUAGUUGGAUUCCAUCUCACUUGGAUCUUACGUUGUGCACCACAACACUGGAGGAAUGGAUCGCAGUCUGGAACAAUGUGGCAGAUGAGCUUGCUGUGCGCACCAAUGCAUCACGCUCAGAUGAAUACUACCAACUGAAACAUGGAGCACAACAACACUUUGCCUUGUGGGCUGAACGGAUCAGAAGCAUUCGCCAGUUCUAUUUCCUUGUUGCUGAUGUCAGGCUCCAAGAUGCUGAGGUGAUAGAUCUGACGGUGAGUGAGUCAUUUGACUGGCCCAAUUUAGGUAUCGUUUUGCCCAUUUCAGAUGCAAUGCCAAUUGAUUGGCAGUCACAGUUCAAAGCGCAAGAUGUACAGUUGAAGUUUCCUUUUGAAUUCGUUUUGUCCAUUUUUGAGCACUUGUUUCAGCUUGAGUUGCAAGCAGACAUUUUCGUGCCAAUUAGUUUUGUAGAGCUCACAGUUUGGUGCAUACGAGAGUGUCAUUUAUCUUUUCCAUUUUGGAAUCCAAGUCGUAUGCAAUGGGAUUUGAGACCAUAUGAUGCCUUGUUGCUGCGUCCCACUUUGGCGUCGAUGGUUCAGAUUGUUCGGGUUGUGUUUACCAAGGGGUGUCGAAUCCUUGGCUUGGAGCAAUUUCUUCUGAAAGGCAUCCGAAAGCCUGAGUCUGGAUUGUUUUUGCCUGCGGAUGGCAUGGCAAUUUGUACAACAGUUGCCACCCAGGGCAAUCUAGCGAGUGGCUGCCUUUCAAUCGCCGGUCAGCACAAGUUGCGCAAGGCAUCUGACCUGGCUC